CGAAUUUCAACCAGUUCAAACUGUUUAGGCGCGCGCGGCAGCAUUAAGCUGGUCUGGGAGACUUUUAAAAUUUAUAUUGUUUCUUGUUUCUUGUUCUUGUUUAUUUAUUUAAGUGUCUGUUACAAUAAUGGCUACUCCUCCCAAGAGAUUUUGUUCAAGCUUUGACGCUGACCUCAGUUUCGAAAAAAGGGCAUUGAAAAUCUCAAUAGAGGGAAACAUUGCGGCAGGGAAGUCAACUUUUGUGCGUUUGUUGGAGCGGGCGUCAGAAGAGUGGGAGGUCAUACCAGAGCCCAUUGGGAAGUGGUGCAAUGUACAAACCACAGAGAAUGAGUAUGAGGAGCUCAGCACGUCCCAGAAGAGUGGAGGCAACCUGCUGCAGAUGUUAUAUGACAAGCCCAGUCGCUGGUCUUACACUUUCCAGACCUACGCCUGUUUGAGUCGCGUCCGUGCACAGCUUCAGCCUCCUUCUGCCAAACUUCAGCAGGCAGAGCAACCGGUCCAGUUCUUUGAGCGCUCUGUCUACAGCGAUCGAUAUGUGUUCGCCUCUAACCUCUUUGAGUCUGGAGAUCUGAAUGAGACCGAGUGGGCCAUUUAUCAAGACUGGCAUUCGUGGCUCCUCACUCAGUUUGAGUCCCAGAUUGAGCUUGAUGCCAUGAUCUAUCUUCGUGCUGAUCCCGAGAGGUGUAUGCAGCGUCUUCAGUUCAGAGGACGAGAGGAGGAACAAGGGAUUCCCCUGGAUUACCUGGAGAAGCUGCAUUAUAAGCAUGAGUGUUGGCUGUCCAAUAAAACCACAAAGUUGGAUUUUGAGUAUCUUAAAGACCUUCCAAUACUGCUGCUGGAUGUUAAUGAGGAUUUUAAAAAUGACAGAAUUAAGCAAGAAGAUAUUGUUGAUAAGGUGAAGAAGUUUUUAAGCACCCUCUAGCCUACAAGCAUACAUUGAUGUGUGUCAAUCAUGGAAAUUAAUCGAUGUCAUCAAAUUAAUGAAUUUGUGAUUUAAUUAUUUUUUGUAGCUGAUUUCAUAUUUGGCGUGUACAUAUUUAUUUUGUUGUAUAUUAAAACACUUUUUACAAAACAGUUUUAAACUUCUCUGUAAUGGACAAACAAGAUAUGUAGUUUGAAAUAAUAAUUUGCAGCGAUUAUUUAUGUGCAGUUCGUGAUGCGAUCUGAAGACUAUUCUGUAAGUGAAAAGUUGAGAGUUAAUCUUACAGAAUUCCCACAGCCAUGAAAAAAAAUGGAAAUUUAAGUGUUUACAAAAAAAGAUACAUUGAAUAAAAUUUAUAAAUAAUACAUUUAAAAAUCCAAAAAAAAAAUCCUGUUAUCCUCUAUAUUUUGUAUACUGGAAAUUGCUUUGUGAGGGCAGUCUAUAAAAUAAUAUUUUUAACAAAUAAUCUUUUCCUGUAAUUACAAGCAACUGGAAAUGUCAUGUAAAUGAAUUGGUCAAGUGUGUGGGAAGAAUAUGUGCUGAAAGAUGUACAGCUCGAAUAGGGGGAGAAAAAUAAAACCGUUUCAUAACCAUUAA
Messenger RNA from Carassius auratus (goldfish), 1519 nucleotides. Its product is annotated as deoxycytidine kinase. The record is from RefSeq and is a predicted model, not a curated record. The coding region runs from base 128 to 922 and encodes 264 amino acids. NCBI's taxonomy places the organism in Eukaryota, Metazoa, Chordata, Actinopteri, Cypriniformes, Cyprinidae. Gene Ontology annotation, biological process: nucleobase-containing compound metabolic process. Gene Ontology annotation, cellular component: mitochondrion; cytoplasm. Gene Ontology annotation, molecular function: ATP binding; deoxynucleoside kinase activity. The transcript has 7 exons.